AUGUCGGCUUUGCCCACGUCCAGUGGGGAUGUCAUCUUGUUCAGAUCGCGGGACGGUGACAGUGCAACCGACAGCGAUCCAUAUGAGGACUCGCUAAAGAGCUGUGGUUAUUCUCCCUGGUUUGUUCCUGUACUGCAGCAUUCGCCCGUCAAUGGAGGGGUGUUGAGGCAGCUUCUUCUUGACGGCCCGCAGCACCGAUUCGGAGCCGUCAUCGUAACUAGUGGCAGGGCUGCGGAACGGUGGCUCGAAUGUGCUGCAAUCCUUGACGCAAACGGCUCAAAAUCCGCAGAAUCCGUGGUCUGUUGGUCCGAUCUGCCUUUCUAUGUGAUUGGUGUGCGAACAGAGAGCCUCCUAAAGCACAAACAUAUUCUUCCCUUCACUUCUUCGUUCAUUCCAAAGCUAACUUUGGGCGCAGAGUCUGGCACCGGGUCCAAAUUGGCCGAGUUCAUCAUUCAUGAUUAUCCUUCUCGAUCUCAGCUUUCGCGAUGCGUGUCACUGCCUCUGUUGUAUCUUGUUGGCGAUAAGACAACAGGGGAGCUCGCCUCACAUUUAAAAUCCGCGGGCCUCCAUGCGCAUCCUCUCCAGGUAUAUCAAACAUGGGCUCGCAAUGAUUUUGACGAAGACAUUCGUAUUAUCAUGAAAUCUGGGGAAUCCAGUGAGACUCCCAACGACAACAGCGCCGAUCGCACUCACUGCUGUGAGGUUCCAAAAUGGAUUGUUUUCUUCGCUCCUUCCUCCGCCCGCGCUGUGUUACCCACGUUGAGGCAAUACUUCAAGCUUCACGAGUUGGGAGAUGAAGCACAGGAGCGUCGGUCACAUGUUCGUGUUGCAGCUAUUGGCUCCACAACUGCAUCGUACUUGAAAACCGUAGAAUCUCUCGCCGUUCAUGUCAUCCCGUCAAACCCGAGAGCGCAAGAUCUCGUAGAAGCGAUCUCGGCUUACAACCGGAAUCAUUAG
Messenger RNA from Cantharellus anzutake, 957 nucleotides. RefSeq names its product tetrapyrrole biosynthesis, uroporphyrinogen III synthase. The coding region runs from base 1 to 957 and encodes 318 amino acids. The record is from RefSeq and is a predicted model, not a curated record. Gene Ontology annotation, biological process: uroporphyrinogen III biosynthetic process. Lineage: Eukaryota; Fungi; Basidiomycota; Agaricomycetes; Cantharellales; Hydnaceae. Gene Ontology annotation, molecular function: uroporphyrinogen-III synthase activity. The transcript is spliced from 2 exons.